AUGCUAUCCGGAGUCUACGAGGAGCUAUCAUUCAGCGUCAGGCAAGCGAAGACAAACAUCCUUGCCUGGAAGGCUCAUAUACUGCGCUCUAUCAACCAAGAUUCUUCCAGAAUUGACGUCCUAGAAUUGCUUGACGAGUCAUCUGUGUUAGUUGUCCAGGACUGGGCCAUGAAGUAUCUGCCAAGGAAAUACCGCGAAAGUCAAACUGAUUGGUUCGGUAAACGCGGUAUUCCUUGGCAUAUCAGUGUAGCAUUCAGAAAGAUUAGCGACCAGUUUCAAAUGCUGACCUUUACUCAUAUCUUCCAGACGUGUAGUCAGGACAGCUGCGCAGUUCUCGCAGUAAUGGUAGACGUCAUUAAGUAGCUCAAGACCAUCAUACCAGGCCUGAAGAAAGUCAGCUUCCGCCAAGACAAUGCUGGUUGCUAUCACUGCGGGACCACCAUUGUUUGUGCAAGCACGUUAGGAGCAGAGCUGGGUGUAACCAUCAAACGGCUUGAUUUCUCCGAUCCUCAGGGUGGAAAAGGAGCCUGUGACCGCAAGGCGGCAUCCAUAAAAUCGCAUAUGCAUAUUUACCUAAAUUCAGGACACGAUAUCGAGACUCCAGAACAGAUGACGGAUGCAAUUCGAUCUUCCGGUGGGGUACCAUCACUGAGUGUCAUUCUUUGUGACUCCAUCACAAGCCGUUCAAUGGACUCAUACAAGAUCGAUGGAGUAAGCCUACUCUCGAAUAUAGAGUUUUCUGAAGAGGGAAUCCGUGUAUGGGGAGCGUAUGGCGUUGGAACCGGAAAGCUGAUAUCGCAAAUACCUGAGGCUCCGUUAUCAAACAGGCUACCGUCCUUGGUAGUAGGCCAGGCGAACCCAAGCUCAUUCUCAUCGGGUGUGAAAAGACGACCACGUGGCGCCCAUCCGAGUGGUAUCCGCAGCACUGACGAUAAGACCGAAACUGAAGAAGAGCACUCAGCAUCGCGCGAGGCACUGUUCACGUGUCCUGAGGAAGGUUGUACACAGACAUUCCUGAGGCACUCCUCCAUGAUGCAGCACUUGGAUUGUGGAACACACAAGAGCGCUUUAGAGAACGAGACACUCUUCGACAAAGCUGCCCAACAAUAUGCAGAACAACUCGAGGGGCAAGCCAUGGUGGUGCCAGUAGUCAGCACUGUCAGCACACGAGCAGGUCACACAGACAGCCAACCCAUGGGCUUGGCACUCAAGCCACGUGCUACACGGAGGACUAGGUUCACGGCAAACCAAAAGUCGUAUCUAACUACAAAGUUUAAGCUUGGAGAGCAGACCGGAAGUAAGGCAGAUCCUGCAGCUGUUGCGAGAUCAAUGAUGUGUGCAAAGGAUGCAACUGGAGAUAGAUUGUUUUCAAGCGACGAGUUUCUUACAGCAACCCAAAUAGCUGGCUUCUUCUCACGCCUUGCUUCAAAGAAAACCCUCGAAAAUGACGAUUAG
This is a messenger RNA of Porites evermanni, 1455 nucleotides long. The record is from the annotation of a GenBank genome assembly. Lineage: Eukaryota; Metazoa; Cnidaria; Anthozoa; Scleractinia; Poritidae.